AUGAGCAUGACCUCGUCUACUGCUCCACCUCGAACAGCUGCCGCCUGCAAGGGCGGCGCUCUUGCUCUUGAGUGGCGUAACAUCACGAUUGAGGUGGACGGAGGGAAAAAAAUCUUGGACAACGUUUCGGGGUUCCUACCCGCGGGCGAGACCCUCGCCAUCCUCGGUCCGUCCGGUUCGGGGAAAACCACGUUGUUGUCUCUUCUUGCGGGCGUUUUCCGGGAUGACGGAAAGAUGAAGAUCACCGGCGACAUCAUCGUCGGGAACGAGAUGGCCGAUAAGGAAGCGAAGUCCGAUAUCCUGAGUAAAAAUGUCCCCACACCAUAGUCAAGAUGGGGAAUCGGCUAGACAAAUCCACAAGUUUUGGCUGUUUUCUUGCAUCACUAUGUCGCUCCAGCGCCUGCGGAGGCUUGCCUCCAAAGCUAUGCUGGACAAUGGCAAUGUCGGUGCGGUUGUUUUAGCAUCACAAAUUUGCAUUCGUAGUGUAGUGCUGUUUGAGCUAGCUCAGCAGCAUGACAGACAGAGCAUACCAUGCUGAUUGCAGCAUGACAAAUUGCAAAACACGACUAGAAACUGCUUCUCAUGGGACUCCGCAUGAGAAACAUUCUCAGCAUGCCGAUUUGCAUUACAACUUUGGGGUGGGGACGUUUUUAAAUAGGAUAUCCGAUGCGAGGAUGCAUGCGUAUUCCAAGCACAUGAAUUACAUCCGCAUCGUGGAGCAGUACGACACGUUUCUCGGUUCCUCCACGGUCUGGGAUAUGCAUUGCAAAUAUGUCUCGGUCUGGAAAAAUGCCAGGUUUGUCAUGCUGUGCUAGCAUGACUGUCAAGUCUGUCAUGCAAGGUACCCAAAACUGCCACUUUUGUGUCAUGCAAAAACCCAGUUUCUCAUGCAGAAUAGGCAACACCUAGCGACUCAAAAACCUGUCAUGCUGAGCCGUCAUUUCUGGCGUUCUGUUGAUUCGCCAACCAGCAUCACAAGUUUCCAGACCCAGACAUAUUUGCAUUUCAUAUGGGAGCACAUGAUGCUAAACGCCAGCCUGCGCCUUUCCCAUUUGAAGUCCGACGAGGAACGGGAAGAGAAGGUCGUGAGAAUCCUGAGUCGGUUGCGGUUGCAAGGGUUCGAAACCGUAAAACUCCAGUCUUUGUCCGGCGGGCAGAAGAAGCGGCUGUCUGUCGCGGAGGAACUUUUGUCGAACCCCGCGAUCUUGUUUCUCGACGAGCCGACGUCUGGGCUGGACUCCACCGUCGCGCGGGAAGUGGUCGAAAUUUUCUACGAUACCAAGCACAUUGAUCAGUGCGGGGAGGCGCUAGCACGGAAGAUGUCGAUUCCAUCUGGACAAGAUGAUGGCGCAGCUGGUGCGACGAGUAGGACCUCCAAACAACGGACAAAAUCGGCAACAAGCAUGAGAUCUGGCACUGCUGGUGAGCCGACAAGCGCGACCUAUCUGUACGGCGAAAGCAUGAUGUACUCCCGGGAGCCCCGAUACGCGCAGUUUCAGUCCGGCGACAGUCGCAAGUCUGCCUCUUUCAUCGAGGAAGGCGGUUUGGAGCCGAAAUCCCUGACCGACCGUGCAUUCGACGAAAUUUAUGAAAAUGUCCAAAACGACGCCAGCGGACGAACCAGCGGCGCAGCGGGAAGAAUCGAUUUUCUUCCAGACGCACCGACCACCGCGUGGGAUCGUGCGCGCCAGCGCGUGGAGGUAGCGAAAAAACUGAAGAAUAAGAACGCUGAAGAAGAGGAUGAACAUUUGACGACGAUCAUCUACACCAUUCACCAAUAUCCUUUGCAAACGUAUAGCACUUGCAGUCAAUUGAAAUCAUGCGCCGUGAUAAAUCUGAGUCUCUACCUCUAGUACCUGGUCUAGCAUGACAAGUUGUGCUCUACUUUGUAGUCCUUGAAAAAAUUUGUAUAUAUGCAACUUUCGAUUAGUGCGUGUGCGAUAGUUUUGCAUUGCAUAACCAACCGUCUUCACUCAUCUGGUCCUGGUUCAAACAUUCCAUGUUUCUGUCCCAGGGAAAAACCAUUUAUUUCGGCCCCGGUAGUGAUGUGGUCGAUUACUUGGAGAAAAAUCUGAAAAACGUGACGUGCCCAAAGGGCUACAGCGCGUCCGAGUUCGUGUUAGACACGAUCAACGACAAGGAGGCCGUCGAUAAAAUCACAGAGGUCCGCACGCAAGAAAAUCAUUCGGCAAAAGAGAUCAACGCAAUCGCGGCGGAGGCUUUGGAACACAUGCGGCGAGACGGCCGCAGCGGAAAGAACAACAACAGCACUGAUGAUAAGGAGAAAGCCCUUUACGCCCCGUGGUCGACCCAGUACCGCGUUUUGUGGACCCGUUGUUUCCGCGACCGCUUGAGGGACGUGAAUAAGACGAGACUCACCGUGAUCGGGUCCGCGGUGAUGCUGCUCCUGCUUUCGCUGUGUUUCUGGCAGAACGGAGAAACACCGCAGCAGGCCGGGGCAAGGUCCGGAGCGAUGUUCAUUUUACUCACGUUUCCGAUCAUGAGCGAGGUUUUCAGCUACAUGAUCGGCAUCAUCCUCCUGCAGCCACAGAUUUGCCGCGAGUACAAGACGAAAAGGCUCUAUUACAUCGGUCCCUACUGGCUGGCGCAGCGCACCGGGACUAUCCUGUUCGACUACCUGCAGCUCGCGGUGUUGUACGUGACUUCACUCUACUGGACGAUCGGUUUCUUUCCGGAUUUUUCCCCGGUGAAGUAUUUCGAGUUGUUGGCGUACAUAUUGGUGACCCAGACUAUCGGCCACGGGUACGGGAUUCUCCUCGGAAACAUUGUGACCGAUCCGGGGAAGAUGCCUUUUCUCUCGUCGAUUAUGGUGCUGCCGUUCCUCUUCAUCAAUCCAGCGCUGGCACAGGGAUUGAAGAUCCCGCUCUAUUUGUGCUGGCUGAACUACAUUUCUCCCUUCUACUGGUCUUCGAAACUGCUCGUGUGGUGGGCCUGGAAGGACUUUGUGAUGCAGGAUUUGGAUCCGACUGCGGAGGAACUGACGACGUACGCGAACUACUGUGUGUACCAAGAUAACACCGGGCAAGUCUACACGUGCGACGUGAUUCACCAAAGCCACACCCUUAUCCCGGCCGCUGAUUGGUUUAACGAAGGCAAGCCGUUUCUCCGGUUAGAGGGGAAUAAACUCCUGCCCGCGCAGUUCAAGAUCGACCCAACGCAACCGUUCUGGGAGUUCUGGCUCGCGCUGAUCAUGUGCUUCGUGCUCAUCGUAGUGCACAACGCUUUGGCCUUUACGACCUUCGCGUUCCGGCACAAGUACACGUGCAGCUGCUCGGCGAUGUGCAGCAGCCGACGGAAAAAAUUUGCGAACGCGGGUCGGAAAAGGAAGCUUGCUGGCGGUAGUCUCGUUGGGGAGGCCGAAGUUGCGGGAGACGACGAUAAGAAACCACUUUUGCCAUGAGAUGUACGAGGGUGACGAGAAAAUCACAAAACAGCCCUCAACUGAUUUUUUUGAUGUAGUUGUGAUUUCGUCAUCGUCGAUAUCGCUUCUAGGCCUGCUACCGCCGCUUUAAAUUUAGAUUAGACCCUAGCACGUAGUAAUGUAUGAUAAACAUGAUGAUUUCAUUUUGGUUUUUGUUGUGUUGAUUGACUUUCACGCCAAGAUCGAUGCGUAUCCACGAUGGCGCACGAUGCGGGUGCAUCAUCCGCAGCUGCGUCAUGAUCUUGUUGUGAUGCGACAACGCAAUAGUGCUGCUGUAUUUUUUCGUACAACCCCAACCUUAACCUUUACCUUUCCCAUACUGAAAGCGUUUUCCAACCUAUUGGAGCCGCCCUAAAAUGUGAAUUUUGCGGGCACUCUCCAACAACUACAACUAGACGCAUUUCUGUUUCUUGAACUGAUUAAGCGAAAACCGGUUCCUCCAUGAUCUUCUUGGAACAGACAAGGAGCGAUGAAAUUCAUUGAAGAGAUAGAGACUUAUUUAUUUCUUUCAUAACUGUUGAAGCUCCGGCGAGACAUCCUCUACAUUUGUAGCAGUUGCUGGAAUUGCAAUUGAUAUCAUGACUGUCAUGGAGAACCUCCAGAAGAAGCGGUUGCGUUUGUUGAUUGGAACGUGGUAUAAUGGAGGAGGUGUUUCUUGCACGCGACCUUUGUUACUCACAAAAACCCUCUACGCACGAAGGGGCUCAACUUUUUAGUUUGUCCCUUUAUCCGAAAUGCUCUGCUUGGAAGCCCUGCUCCAACAAAUCGAAGCAACGAGGAAACUGUUUGGCUCCUGCUGAGCAUGGCCAAUUAA
This is a messenger RNA of Amoebophrya sp. A120, 4256 nucleotides long. Lineage: Eukaryota; Dinophyceae; Syndiniales; Amoebophryaceae. The record is from the annotation of a GenBank genome assembly.